AAAUGCUCAGGCUCUGCCGCACAUGCCGCCUCGGCGCAUACACCCCGCGCAGGACACUUGCCACCGCCACCGCCACCGCGCCCCUUCCCGACCUGCCCCCGCGGCGGCCGCAGUUCCAGCCACAACGCCCAGACAGAGCAGGCCGGGAACGAGACCGCUUCCGGACUCCCGACAGCAACAGACUCCGCCUCGCAAACAUCCUCCAGACACUCACGAAAUACAAGGCAGAGAACCGCUCGCCGACGCCGGUAGCGUAUGUCAACAUUAUCGAAGCAGCGAGCGAAUUCGCGUUGAGCCACAGGGUCGACGGGGAUCAAGGCGACGGGCUGGGGUUCCAGGUUGCGUUGGCGGCGUGGGAGGAUGCGAAGCGGGGAGGUGUUGAGCUGGGGCAGGAAGGUGUUGAUGCGAUGAUGAAUUUUGCGGUGAUCUAUCCCCAGCUGCUCUCUUCCCUCCUUCUUUACACCAAAACCCGCCGUCUCGCGACGUACAAUGCCAUGUCCAGAGUGGCCUCUUCCAGCUUUGAUGUCGAGCAGAUGGUUUACCUUUUGGAGGAGAUGUCCCAGCAAGGGUUCGUUCCCAACACUGCCACUUUGAAACAUACAGUCCGCCAGGCAUGUGAAUGGGGAUACCCCCGAUUGGCUCUUCAGAUUGCGCAAAAGGCCGAGGAAGAGUCUAGUUUUGGGUUCAGGCUUGAUCAGAGUGCGUGGGUUCAGAUCCUCAUUGCGAGUGCGGACAAUCACUAUUUGAACGGUGUCGAGACCGCAUGGGAGCGUGUCAAGUCCAGCUACACCCCGGACGAGGGCCUCAUUCUCUCCAUGCUCAACGCCGCCGGCAGAUGGGGUCGACCCGAUUUUUCAUCCACCAUCCUUGAACUCCUCCCCGGUCCGCCCCAAGAACAUCACCUCGCCCCUCUCCUCGAAGCAUUCUGCAACGCCGGCCAAGUGCCCAACGCUUUCCACGUCAUCAGCACCAUCCGCUCCACCGGCCUCACCCCGACCUUGUCCUCCAUCCAGCCGAUCGUGAACGCGUUGAAAUCCGCAGAGGUCAUUGACCAGGCGUACUAUACUCUGGAGGAUAUGCACAAAUCCGGCCAGGCGGUGGAUAUCACAGCGUUGAACGCUGUGAUUGCGGCUAGCAGUUCUAUCGGUGAUCUCCAGCGUGCUCGGGCUACCCAGAGCGCGAUCCCAGAAUUCGGCAUGACGCCCAACAUUGAUACAUACAACCUCGUCCUCCAAUGUUGCGUGACCACCUCUCACCGCCCAUUAGGCGAUACCCUCCUCUCCGAAAUGGCUGCCCAGAAUGUCCAGCCCAACGCUACCACUUACGACCACCUCAUCCACCUCUGUCUCACCCAGCCUUCUUACGAAGACGCAUUCUACUAUCUCGAAAAAAUGAAAGCUGGCGGCUUCAAACCCGGCUACGCCGUCUACGCUUCCCUCGUGAAAAAGUGUGUCAAGAUGGGCGAUUCGAGGUGGAGGUUGGUAGUCGAUGAGAUGAAGGAUGUGGGGUACAAGAUUGAGGCCGAGUUGCAAGGGUUUAUUAAUAAUGGAGGAAGGGAGAGGGGAAGACAGGCGGCGGGGCAGAGGAGGGCGAAUGAUCAGAUGGUGGGGAGUAAGAGACGGAGCUGGAUAAGGCAGGCGGCUGAGGAGGCUGUGUAGCGGUGUGGAGGGCUUUUUUCUGGUGGAGAUUUAUUUAGGAGCAUGGUUUUUCUCCUUGCACCAACAGGGCUCAUGCAUUGCAUCAUGAUUCA
Molecule: messenger RNA, 1750 nt
Organism: Cryptococcus deneoformans JEC21
Lineage: Eukaryota; Fungi; Basidiomycota; Tremellomycetes; Tremellales; Cryptococcaceae
Exons: 3
Coding region: 3-1658 (551 amino acids)
Molecular function (GO): protein binding
Source: RefSeq, a predicted model, not a curated record